Paramecium tetraurelia is the source of this 1542-nucleotide messenger RNA. RefSeq lists its product as uncharacterized. NCBI's taxonomy places the organism in Eukaryota, Ciliophora, Oligohymenophorea, Peniculida, Parameciidae. The record is from RefSeq and is a predicted model, not a curated record. Gene Ontology annotation, molecular function: protein binding. The transcript is spliced from 4 exons.
AUGAUGGUACUAUAUUAGAAUAUGGGAGUUAUGAUAAAUAUAUAAGUUUAUGGGAUGUUAAGAAAAGAUAUAAAAAGUUCGAAUUAGAAGUUUGAUUAUAUCCUGAUGGUAAUAAAUUGGCAUCUGGUAGUUAUGAUAAAUAUAUCUAUUUAUGGGAUGUUAAGACAGGAUAAUAAAAAGCAAAAUUAUGUGGUCAUACUAGCACUAUUAAUUCAAUCUGUUUCUCGCCUGAUGGUUCUAUAUUGGUAUCUGGUAGUGAUGAUAAGUCUAUCCGUCUAUGGGAUAUUUGGUCAAUGUAAUAAUAAAACAAAAUUAGGUGAUUAUACUGACAGUUGUAAUUAAAUCAGUUCUCCUAUUGAUGGAACUCUACCAGCCUCUUAUAUUGAUGAUAAAUAAAAUUGUUUAUAUGAUAUUAAGACAGGAUAAUAAUAAGACAAGUUAUAUGGUCAUACUAGCAUUAUUAAUUCAAUCUGUUUCUCUCCUAAUGGUACUAUAUUAGUUUCUGGUAGUGAUGAUAAGUCAAUUCGUAUAUGGGAUUUUAACACAGGGCAAUAAAUAUUAUAAUUCGAUGGCCAUACUCGUGGAGUCCUAUCGGUAUGCUUUUCUCCUGAAGGUGAUAUAUUAGCAUCCGGUAGUAGAGAUAUGUCUAUCCGUUUAUGGGAUUUUAAAGCAAAAAAAUAACAAUUCAAAUUGGAUGGUCAUACUAAUUCAGUUUGGUCAGUAUGUUUUUCUCCUGAUGGUACUUUUUUAGCAUCUGGAAGUGUAGACAACUCUAUUCGUUUAUGGAAUGUUAAGACAGGAUUUGAAAAAUAAAAAUUAGAUGGUCAUACUGAUUCAAUGGUUGUACAAUAGCAUCAGGUAGCAAAGAUAAUUCUAUAAAAAAAAUGGAAUGUUAAGACAGGAUAAUUAAAAACAAAAUUAAGUGGUCAUACUAACUGUGUGAAUUCAGUCUGCUAUUCUCCUGAUGGUACUUCAUUAGUAUCUGGUAGUGUUGAUAAGUCUAUCCGUUUAUGGAAUGUAAAGACAGGACAAUUAAAAUCCAAAUUGAAUGUUCAUAGUGAUUCUGUUAAUUCAGUAUGUUUUUCUCCUGAUGGUACUUCAUUAGCAUCUGGUAGUGCAGAUAACUCUAUAUUGUUAUGGAACUUUAAGACAGGACACUUAAAAUCAAAAUUAUAUGGUUCUAGUAAUUGUAUCAAUUCAGUAUGCUUCUCUCCGAUGGGUACUACAAUAGCAUUUUGUAAUGAUGAUACAUCUAUCAAUUUUUGGGAUAUUAAUAUGGAAAGCGAAAUCAAAUAUUUUAAUUAAAAUUGUGAGGGUAUGUCAACUUAAAUGAAAACUCUCCCUUUAUAAUAUAAUCCUUUUUCAGAAAGUUUAAACGCAAUAUCUAUUCUUCUUAUUUUUAAAAAACCGAUAUUUUAAGCCCAAAAUGCCUUAAUUUUACAAGGAGAAUUUAUAAAUUAUUAUGGUGUAGAUCUAAAAUAAUAUUUGAAAACUAAAGGGAGUUGUUUUUUGGAGAAUUAAGUAGAAUUUAAAUUAAAGUGA